UAACGAAGCAGUUCUUCAACACAGAGGAAGUUGACAGAAUUUACUGUUAUAUGGAAGAAGCAAUAGCGAUGGCAAAAAUUGGCGUUGAAUCCAAACAGCUUCCUAUAGGUGCAGUGGUAGUGGAUCCCGUCCAGAAUGAAGUGAUCGCUAAAGGUUACGAUCUUCGACAUGGCUCUCAUCCAUUGCAGCAUGCUACCAUGGUGACCAUUGACCUUGUGGCAAGGUCACAGGGUGGAGGGAUGUGGCCCUUGGAAGGUUAUACGUCAAUGUACUACAGAUCUCCUGACGAUAUUCUGAAGUCAACACCUGUCACAUGUCUAGAUAUCCAGUCAAUACCCGGGACAUGUCCAGAUAUCAAGUCACCUGUCACAUGUCCAGAUAUCCAGUCAACACCCGUCGCACGUCCAGAUAUCAAUAAAAAGGCCAUGAAAUCUGGUCAAUCAGCAGGCAGUGGCCAUUGUUCUAAGACCUGUAGUGACCGCAUUGGGAAAAAGACUGGUGAAGUGACAGAAAAGACUGGACCGUACCUAUGUACCGGUUACGACAUCUAUCUGACCAGGGAGCCAUGUGUUAUGUGCGCUAUGGCCCUCGUUCAUUCCCGGAUAGGACGUGUCUUCUAUGGAAGUCCAUUUCCUCAGGAAGGAGCGCUCGGAUCAAAGUACAAGCUUCACACUCAGACAGGUCUCAACCACCACUACCAAGUCUUCUGUGAUGUGUUGGAAGCUGAGUGUGAACAUCUGUACGACGCAGCUGUAACAUAGGGCAUAGUCGUCCUUUACUACUGGGUUACACUGACAUGUUCUAUAUGGUGACCAAUCAAGCUACAGGGUGUAGAUAUUAUUGACCAAUUCAGUUACAGGAUGUGAUCAUCCUUGACCAAUUAAGUGACAGGAUGUAUAUAUUAUUGACUAAUUUAGUUACAAAAUAUGGUCAUCCUUGGCCAAUUAAGUGACAUGAUGUAGACAUUCUUGACCAAUUAAGUGAUAGACUGUAGGUAUUCUUGACCAAUCAAGUUACAGGAUGUGGACAUCCUUGUUCGGUGAAGUUACAGAAUGUGGACAUUCAUGACCUGUCAAGUUACAGGAUAAAGACAUAAUAUUUUAUUUGAUGGCUAAUUGAAGGAUGUUGACAAUCUGGACCUGUGCAGUUUAAUGAUAAGAUUAAGGGACACAUGUUUCAUCAGAAAUUACUCUGGUCGAAAGUUUCUAAGGACCGGAUAUGCAAAAUGUAUGUUUUAUACAAUAAAAUUUACAAAUUA
Messenger RNA from Pecten maximus, 1258 nucleotides. RefSeq names its product probable inactive tRNA-specific adenosine deaminase-like protein 3. Bases 51 to 761 code for a protein of 236 amino acids. Lineage: Eukaryota; Metazoa; Mollusca; Bivalvia; Pectinida; Pectinidae. The record is from RefSeq and is a predicted model, not a curated record. Gene Ontology annotation, biological process: tRNA wobble adenosine to inosine editing. Gene Ontology annotation, molecular function: tRNA-specific adenosine-34 deaminase activity. The transcript has 4 exons. Gene Ontology annotation, cellular component: nucleus; cytoplasm.